This is a messenger RNA of Talaromyces rugulosus, 663 nucleotides long. RefSeq lists its product as uncharacterized. Bases 1 to 663 code for a protein of 220 amino acids. NCBI's taxonomy places the organism in Eukaryota, Fungi, Ascomycota, Eurotiomycetes, Eurotiales, Trichocomaceae. The record is from RefSeq and is a predicted model, not a curated record. The transcript has a single exon.
AUGGCAGCUACCAUGCGGAAGGAUUUCCUCAUAUCGUCGCCAAUGUAUUCGCGACGCUAUAGUGGGCGAUACGAGGAGCUAGACCAUCUGUCCAGCGCAAGUCUGUGUUACCGUGAGAUCGGAAAGGUCAAAGUGGAUUGUCGUUUUCGACUAUCCAAAUCACAAUGGGGUGUGUUGGGCGAAGAUAAAAACCCUGCUGGCAUCCUUUACAUGGAUCUUGGUUUCGAUCAGCCCCAGGACUUUCGACUAAAGAGCGCCACGGUUCUUGUUACGUUGCAAUACGGUGGCAGAACGGUCAACAGGAACAAUAACCUCCACAUUACAGAUUACUACGGCCCAAAAAACCUCCGCGGCAUCCCAACAAGCAUCGACACCAAGCAGACAUACCGUAUUACCCCUAACGUGGCCGUUUUAGGCAAUGGAAUUGGCGGGCUCGGCGUCAACAAAGAAAAGUAUUUCAGUCAUUCAGAGUUUUGGUCAUUCACCGGUCAACUUCUACCUGGAAAAUCCAACUAUAGGACAGAGGUAGCCUAUCGCACGGUCAAAUGGGAGCUCACCGAGAAUGAGCUGGAUCAACAACCGUUGCACAGCAAUGUGAUACACACGGCCUUUACCUUCCAGCAUGAAAACGAUCCGGAUAUUUCUCAUCAGUGUAGAAAUUGA